AUGACGGAUGCGAGCGACAUAUACCGGCGCUUCGUGGAGGCCCCGCUACGUCUCAAGACGCGCACGCCGUCUCCCUCACCUCCUUCGACGCCCCCUGCCUCCUCACAACAGAAUGACGCCUCGGAUCGGAGUCCGUGGGGUGAUUCGCCAGCUUUUUCCACACGAUCUAAAGAAAUCCAGAAACUGCGGCGGCGCGUAGGUAAAAUCAAGCUUUUCGGGAUUCCUAGAGAUUUAGACGAUGAUUUAAAAGCAGCGACAGCUUCGGACACGGAAAGCAGCGCUGGAACGAGCUCAUUUGACGCAGCAGCCUCGAAAAUAUGGCCAAACGAGGCUGGGACAGCCUCGAAGACGGUUUUGAAGAAGAAAAAGCGCGUCACACGUUCAGUCAGCAUGAACAAUGAGAACACAGGAGAGGAUUUUAUGGACACACCAACCAGAUGCUCGAAGCCGCCAAAACGAUUACGAAAAUACAGUCGAGACUUAAGCAGCAGGAAAGAAAGUGGAAGCAACAGAAGAACCUCGGUGACGAUCACAUUGCCAUUACGUCGAAGUCGACGACUACAGUAUGCUAUAGCGGAGCCACCAAUUGACCCUGCUGCUCGGGAACUGGCAGAAUUGAUCUCGACAUAUUGUGACGCAUUACUGGCGACAAACACCAUCUCCGGGUGCUUUUUUGCAUUGUCAUGGAAUGCUCUUCGUGGUGAGCAGGCUGUGAUUAUGUCAAAAUCGACGUUAAUUGACUCGAAGCCGCUCCAGAGCGUGUUUAGUAUUUGUCAUGGCAUCGCGAAGUGCGAGAAACUAGCCCAACACUCGUUCCAUUCGAAGUCACCAAAAACGAAAUCACCAAAGUUAAAGUCAGAUAUGCCAAGACGACGCUCUUCUGGGAAGAUAACGCUGAAGUCUAAGAAAACGAAGAAGAGCGUGCAUUUCCGAAGUUUCGACCUUUCCUGUCUCAAUCUACAGUACGUUGAGGACGAGCAAGUAGCUGUCAUGGUUGACAAAAUUCUGAGCCUUUAUGGGACCAUCAUGGCGCAGCUGGAAACGAUACUCUCGUGCGUGAUGGCAAGUCCGUCUAGAAUAUACAGCAGUAUCGAAACUACAGAUGCGUCCAAAAAGACUUAUCGACGUGCUUUCGGUGGACGAGAUCUUUACAGCCAGCACGAAAUUCGGAUUUCUGGCGAGUAUUUUGCCCGUCAAUUCGCCAACCUGUUGCACUCGUCAUCAUCCCCACCGCAGUUUCUUCAAGGCGUUUUCUCGUCGCUAGCCUCUUCUUCCGUACGAUUCAAAUUGCGAGUUCUAUUCAUUGAGAGUGAAGAUUUCGGCGACGGGAUCAGUAGCGAGCUCGAAAGUCGUGUGUUGCUAGACGACGACGGCAAACCUUUCCCAGCUAUGGCGCCGUAUGAGCAUCAGGAUCUUGGAGCGGCCAUUCACUGGGCAUUACAGGAAUCUGUUCUGUACUGGCCGCUCGUGCAGCCUCUGAAUGAAACACUGAAGCGUGAGGGAGACAGUUCAUGUAGCGACCGUCUUGAAGAAGACUCACCCGUGAAGACUUUCCUGGAUGAAAGUGCAGCCGAAGACCUCGAUCACAUGGAGAAAUACGUUCUUGCUCGUCGAUUUCUGAGAUUUCAUCUCACAAAGUCGUGGCGUCAGCGCUUGAAGGAUAAUGAUAUUGCUGAAACAUGGACAUCGAUUGAGAAGGUGUGCGCACUGGCGAAAAGAUUUCAUUUUGAAGACGAAGCUCAUCUCUUCCCUCUAGCUUCUGUCGAACAGUUCGUCAGUAUAUUGGCAAGCGAAGAACCCACACUACGGCGAAUGGAAAAGGUGUUGCAAUCCUUUUACGAGCAGAAAUACGGGACGAGCUCGUUGCAGCCAGAGCCGUGUAUGGAAUGCCAUCACCUCAUUACGAGAGAGGAGAUCUCGCUCUCCAUCAGAUGCACUACGUGCGCACGUCGAUUCCACCUGGCCUGUCUGCAUCUGCCCGAGUCCUUCACUCAGUAUGCCGAGCACUACACGUGUCCUGCGUGCUUCCUUGGUCGAGGAGGGUACUGAGGUUAUUCAAGUUGGUAAGUUUAAGAAUAUUUUUUUGCGGGGAUAGACAGUUAGAAUACGUGCAUAGCUUGCAUUGCAAUAGAUCCCCUUCGUACA
Messenger RNA from Phytophthora infestans T30-4, 2145 nucleotides. RefSeq lists its product as uncharacterized. Bases 1 to 2049 code for a protein of 682 amino acids. NCBI's taxonomy places the organism in Eukaryota, Oomycota, Peronosporomycetes, Peronosporales, Peronosporaceae. The transcript is spliced from 6 exons. The record is from RefSeq and is a predicted model, not a curated record.